Molecule: messenger RNA, 6187 nt
Organism: Scatophagus argus
Lineage: Eukaryota; Metazoa; Chordata; Actinopteri; Scatophagidae
Gene: elavl4
Product: ELAV like neuron-specific RNA binding protein 4
Exons: 8
Coding region: 581-1822 (413 amino acids)
Cellular component (GO): ribonucleoprotein complex
Molecular function (GO): RNA binding
Source: RefSeq, a predicted model, not a curated record
GAGGGGGUGAUACAGAGAGAGAAAGAGAGAGAGAGAAGAGAGAGAGAGAAAGCAAAAGGGAGGGGAGUUUAAACUAAGUGCUAUGUUGUGGGACAGGCUAAUCUGCUAGCGAGCAGUGUGAGGAUCGGAGCGUAUUGUGUGAGCCAGUGUGCGGGGGACAGAUAAGGGAGCAAGCCAGCCCGCCAGCCCGACCCACCGACUGCCUGACUGCCUGUUUUAAAUGUGCUGACUCUGGGGAGAUUUUAAAAAAACAAAAAAAACAAAAAAACCAGCAUAUUGACUCCUUAGACGUGUGCGGAGACCCUGGGCACAAACGCCACCACUACAGCCACAGCCAGCAGAGGUGCAUCAACAAGACAAAAUAGAGCGCUGAAAAAUCACAACUCCAAAAUCUCAAAAUUAAAGAGGAUUUUUUUUUAUCCCCCUCUUUUUUCAAUUGUUUCAUUUUUUUUCUUUCUUUCUUUUUUGUGGUCCUGGGACUGUCUCCCAACCAUAGUCAAGAAAAAGGGGAGCAAAGAAGUGAAGAGAAUCUGAAAAUAAAAGGACAGAACGACAAAAAAAAAAAGCAUCGAAUCUGAACAUGUUCGAAAUAAGCCGAACACUCAACGCCGCUUUGUUGAGCAAUGAGGGGUCGACAGAGACACAGUGGCGUCAGGCAGAGCUCCCACAGCUCCAGGGCUGGGCAGAGAAGGGAUUGCUGACACAGCCAAAGAUGAUCAUCAGUAACAUGGAGGCCCCAGUGACAAAUGGCCCCAGCGGAGGAGGCACCACAGCCAACGGGCCGACCACCAACAGCCGCGGUUGCCCCUCGCCCAUGCAGACUGGCCCGACAAAUGACGACAGCAAGACCAACCUCAUUGUCAACUACUUGCCCCAGAACAUGACCCAGGAGGAGUUCCGCAGCCUGUUUGGCAGCAUCGGCGAGAUUGAGUCCUGCAAGCUGGUUCGUGACAAGAUCACAGGACAGAGUCUGGGCUAUGGCUUUGUCAACUACAUCGAUCCAAAGGACGCAGAGAAAGCCAUCAACACGUUAAAUGGACUCAGACUUCAGACCAAAACAAUCAAGGUGUCAUAUGCACGACCCAGUUCAGCCUCCAUCCGUGACGCCAACCUCUAUGUGAGCGGCCUGCCCAAGACUAUGACCCAGAAGGAGCUGGAGCAGCUCUUCUCCCAAUACGGACGCAUCAUCACCUCCCGCAUCCUCGUCGACCAGGUCACAGGCCCCGCAGGUGGCUCCCGAGGUGUGGGCUUCAUUCGCUUUGAUAAGAGGAUAGAGGCUGAGGAGGCCAUCAAGGGCCUGAAUGGACAGAAGCCAUCAGGUGCCGCUGAGCCCAUCACGGUCAAAUUCGCCAACAACCCCAGCCAGAAGACGAGCCAAGCCCUUCUGUCACAACUGUACCAGUCCCCCAAUCGCCGAUACCCAGGCCCCCUUCACCACCAGGCUCAGAGGUUCAGGCUGGACAAUUUGCUUAAUAUGGCCUAUGGCGUAAAGAGGUUCUCUCCCAUCACCAUUGACAGCAUGACCAGCCUGGUCGGCAUGAACAUCCCUGGGCACACGGGCACUGGUUGGUGCAUCUUCGUGUACAACCUGUCCCCGGAUUCGGAUGAAAGUGUGCUCUGGCAGCUGUUCGGGCCCUUCGGUGCAGUCAACAAUGUCAAGGUGAUCCGUGACUUCAACACCAACAAGUGCAAAGGCUUCGGCUUCGUCACCAUGACGAAUUACGACGAGGCAGCCAUGGCCAUCGCCAGUCUCAACGGCUACAGGUUGGGCGACCGCGUCUUGCAAGUCUCCUUCAAGACUAACAAGACACACAAGUCCUGAACUUUAACAGGUAGAAGCAGUUGCCCCACAACUUUGUCAGCUCCAAAAUUGCCCCCGACCCUCCCCCACCCCCCUCCCUCCACCUUCACCCGUCCCUUAGCCCCUUCAGUCACUACCACUACCACCCUCCUACAGCCAUCCAACGCAGCAAACUCCAACCGGAACACAAAGCAACCAACAAAACAUCAAACAAAUUGAACUAGAAAUGGCUUAUAUUAUAACUUUGGACCUAUAAGCCAAUGUUGCCUAAGUAUUACAAAAAUGAAAUGAUGAAAAUGUUCAUGAGUUUUUGGAAGCUCCUGUGGUAAUGCAGGCUUCUGUUUGUUGUAUAUUCUUUCUGUUUGUUGUGGUUGUUAAAAUGAUUUCUUCUCUUCUGUGUAAACAGUAGCAAAUCCCUGUAUCCCCUUAUUUCAGAGAAGAGAAUGUCCUUUUUAGAUUGAAACCUUUUCUCUGUCUUGAUUCAGGAUUUGUUUUUAUUUUGUAAAUCCGGAUCCACUGUCGUUAGUAUUAUAUACCUCCCUGUCGGUGAAAGGGAGGGGGCUCUUUUUUAAAUUGGUGAACCAUUCAUUCAUUUUUAGUGUGUAUUAAAAACUUCCCCUUAUCGAUUAUAUGUGGGAUUCCACUAUCCCAGUAACUCUGAUGUAGAAAAAAAAAGAAUUUCUAGCAUUGUUUUUGUUUUGUAUCGCAAACAAAACAUAAUGUCUUUCCUCACAGGGGUUCAGGGAGAUGGGGCGAGGGAGGGGAUGGGUUAGCUUUCCUGAUGACACGUUCAGUAAUUUAAGAAAAAAAAAAAAUAACACUGUUGCCAAAGAGAAGAUCUCUUUGCUUGAAAAAAUGCGUUUAGAAAAAGAUAAAAAUAAAGAGAAAGAAGAUCUAUUUUUAUAAAUGAUAAUUAAAAUAAUAAUUAUUGAAGAAUUUUUACAAGAAUCUGGAUUUGAAAAAAGAGAAAAAUAUUUUGACUGGCUAACUGGGGGGGGGACGGGGCGGGAGGGAGGGGGCACCACCUUGUCUUGUCGUUCUGCCGUGGUACUUUAUAGGAUCAAAGGUUGUUUGUUUUUUGGGGAAUCCAAGUUGGCAGUGAUUUUGUAGAUGGAAGGUUUUGUGAAAAAGGGAUGCAAACUGAGGCAGGUGAUUUUGGUAAUUUUUCACAUAUGUACUAGUGCAUAAUUAUUCAACAGCGAUACCCAAAAGGGAAGGGAGAGGGGUCUUUCCAAGGCCUAACCAUCCUUAUAGUCCAGAGCCCAAAGCAAGAAGACCCUUUGUCCACUCGUUUUCCUGUUUUUGUCAUCAGUCAAUACGGGAUAUCAGUAAAUAGAUAUAUACACAUCUAUCCAUUUAGAGAGCAUACUAUACAUUAUCUAUAUCAUUUUCUUCGCUCUGCGUUUGUGAACUUAACAUUUGAAAAGAACUUCCUUUUAGCGAUCAACAGUAGGUGCUAUACUACAUUAUUCACAUAUCUUAAAUAUCCAAGUUUGUUGUUCUAUGUGUUGUUUAAACAAAAAAAAAUACUUCGAUGUUGGCAUUGACUUGAGCUGCUGUUCCUUGUUUAAUAUUUGUUUAUUGUCGGCCCAGAAAUCUGGUGAGACUAUUUCUUUGCUGAAUAACCAGAUAAACGAAUUUGGGCCUUGUAAGAAUCACUGAACAAAUUUUUAUUUUGUACUUUUCUGUUUGGCUUGCUGACUUUUAGGUUACUUGCUGAGCGUGAAACGUUUGUCAAAACUAAAUGAUGAUUAGCUAGUUCCGUUAGUCUAGAUAUUUGUUUCCUUAAAAAGGAUCUAUGACAACUGUGUCUUUAUUUGCUGUGUACAAAUAGAUGAUAUAUAUAUACAUAUAUAGUCUACAUUUGUUUUACAAUAUCUACUGUACUAUAUGAGUUGUCACUGUUCUUUUGUUUGAGCUUGUCUUUUUCAUAUGACAACUUAUUAUGAAGUGGUGGUUCAGUUACUUAGAAAAACUUGUGAGGAAACUGUUCAAUUGUUGUCAUGUUGCUUGUGGAGAAAAAAAAAAGAUUUGGAUUAACUUUCAGUUAGCUACCGCGGCAAAAGAAACCGAACAAAAGCUUAGAAUAUAACUGUAUUUGUUUAGCAGUUUAUUUACUUAUCGAUUUUUUUAAACUAUUUAUUUUUCUAUUUAUUUGUAUUUAUUAUCUAUUUAUUGAUUAAUUAAUUAAUUUAUCUGUGUAUUUAUGUAUUUAUUUGUUUCAUUGUCUGUGUAUUUGCGUGAUUCUGGUACAGGGAGGGGGCGUUUCUGAGCAAAAGGGAACAAAGCGACUAGUGGAGAGGCUCUGCCAGUAGUCCACUGCACUGAGAGAACUUUUAGUACGUUUGUGCUUUGUACCAAUAUAUCAAAAUUACAAUAUAAAAAAUCUAAAAGUCAAGAAAACUGAAAAAAAUGUCUGGAGGGUUGGGGGACGCUCUUCCCUUAUUACUAGAAACAGUUACUCGCUAUGCAUAAUCUAGUUAAUAGUUAAAUUUGCUAUUGCUUUUUUCUUGUCUUGUUAAAAUGAAAUCUUUAGAUCUUUUUCAAUAAAGUUUAGUCUUAAUAGAAUGUUAUAAACAGUCGUUCUGGUUCAAUAUAACCUGUGAUAAGUUUGUGUAGUUCUAAAAAGCCACUCCGUCCACACCCUCCCUCCACUUACUACCGCUUUGUGAUGAAACCUUAUGCAAAAAUGUGGGUCUGAAAGCAUAGUUUUCAGUUUUCAGUGAAACAUUUUAUAUAAACAUUCAGCUCUUGGAGGCUUGGGCAGAUACAAUUUAAAAAGGAGCAAAUGCCCAUUGUUGUUUGAGGGUCAUUCAUUGCACUGGACUAAAUCGGUCAAAAUCACUGAAGAGUCAAAACUUAUUUUUAAAAAUAUUCAUCAUGUUUUCAAAUGACAUACCAACAAAUCUUUAAAAAGUGAGAAAUUGUUACCAUUGCACACCAACUGUUAUUUACAGCAGUUGUUGCUAUACUUAAGAAGUACUCUGGAGGUAUGAAAAGGGAUUGUACCGAUUCUAUAUUUUAUAUACUCUAAUAUGAUAUAUAUUAUAUAUUUUGAAAGGUGAAAGGUAAGGGAAUGGUUCCAGAAGUAUAAAUAUACUGAAUUGGAUUUUUUUUCUGUUUGUUGUUAAGACUUGAAAACAUGAAGGAGGUGUGUGGAGAGCAUUUUAAACACUCAGACGCAUGCUCGCAUAAGUACAUCCUUCUCUCUCACACCUCAGUCAUCCGACAGGCCGGGUCAUCUAAUAUCAUCAUUACUAUCCAGUCAUCAACUGCGCCAUCCAAUCACAUAGUUUUCUAAUGUCACAACAGCAACGAACCAACCAACCCAUCCACCCACCGACCAACCAGACCCCUUCAUGCUCCCUGCUGCCCGGCGGGAGCUUGAAUUAUGCAACGACCCCAGUAGAAUGUUGUUCUGAUGUGUGAACUAAUUUCCUACACUGUAUGACUUUUGAACUCUUACGAUGCGUGCCUGUGUUCCGCCUAGACCCUGUGUGCACACGUGUGUGUGCGCGCAUGUGUGCAUGUUUGUAUGCAUGUUCCAUUAAGUAAUUUUGUGUGUGUGUGUAUGUUGUGCGUUUGUCCUCAUCUGUUUGUUAGCGUGGAGUACAUCCAAAUGUGUAUGUGUACAGUAUAUACAUGUGUUAAUCGUUUGUGCUUAUGCGUGUGUGACUGCACAUUUGGGUCUGUUUAGUUCACAUAUAUACAAACAUGCGUGCGUGUGUGUGUGUGUCUCCCUGAGUGCAUGUGCGCACGUGCGUGCGUGUGUGUGUGUGUGACACAGAUAGUAACUUGUGGUUUGUUCAGAAUGUGUGUGUGUGUGUGUGUGUGCAUGUCAGGGUGUUUGAAACAUGGGGCUGCGUCACCUCGCUCUAUGCCCAACCCCCUAUGGCUCACACCAUCCCCUGUAGCGCCUUAUAGUGGCAGCCUGCCAGUAGGAACAACGCAGCCAGUAGUGGAGGAGGGAAGGUGAACAGAGGAACUCGGCUCUUCUUGUCAGUUUUCAUUUUCCUCCUGAGACGUGUUUGUUUACUAUCUGAAAAAUCUAUAAACGAAAUCUUUAAAGACAAAAAAGACGAAAAAAUGUUCACAGGGCCCCAUGGCCGCGGCUCUCUCUACUCUCUCUCCUGCUUAUGUUAUUACUUAACAAUUAUCAAUGAUGAUUAUUAUGAUUAUUAUUGCUAUUAUUCUUAGUAUUCUUAUUCUUAUUAUUAAUCCAAUUACUGCGAUGAAUGACUUCAUGUUAUCCUUGCUAGUUUAGGUCAUUUCUGAAACUGGAAACAAAAUAAAAAUCUUGCUGUAAAUGUUUGUUUUUUCUUUUUCAUAAAACUGUUGUGUUUGAAUUAUUUGUACUUUUGAAUGUUGGGACAAUAAAAUGAGGUG